This is a messenger RNA of Aspergillus costaricaensis CBS 115574, 1092 nucleotides long. RefSeq names its product SH3 domain-containing protein. Gene Ontology annotation, molecular function: protein binding. NCBI's taxonomy places the organism in Eukaryota, Fungi, Ascomycota, Eurotiomycetes, Eurotiales, Aspergillaceae. Gene Ontology annotation, cellular component: ESCRT-0 complex. The coding region runs from base 133 to 870 and encodes 245 amino acids. Gene Ontology annotation, biological process: protein transport to vacuole involved in ubiquitin-dependent protein catabolic process via the multivesicular body sorting pathway. The transcript has 4 exons. The record is from RefSeq and is a predicted model, not a curated record.
CUCCCUCCAUCCCAGCCGUCUCUCUGUCUCAUUCUUUCAACCCUGUCUUUCACUGUCUUCGUUUGAUCUGCAUAUCUGCAAAGCCUGAUACCUUCUUGUUGUGUGCUUUUACUUUCUAUCCACCUUAUGAGCAUGGCGUCCCAGUCCGACUUCUUCUCGGCUAUGACCAACCGGUCGCUCCGCAACGUCCGAUCGGAGCUCGAGUUUCUCGCAGAUGCAUCAGUCAUUACUCCGCAACAGCUCUCAUCCAUUCUAUCGCAACUACCGAGGGACGAUGAACGCAGCAGAGCCCCCGUGCCUCAGCAGCAGCCACCAGUGCAACAACCACCUGUCGUCGCCCAGCAGCCCCCUGCCCCGUACUCUCCUCCUACGAACCAGUUUGCAAACACUGCCUUGAACGAGAAGGCCACUUAUCAACAGCCUCCUCCGCAACAGUACUCAACCCCGCCUGUUCCGCCACCUGCUUAUCCCCAAGCUCCACCGGUACUGUCUAUCGCUUCGGCGCUCUAUGCCUACACUCCGACGGAUCCCGGAGACUUGGCUCUCCAGCCAAACGAUCGUAUUCAAGUCUUAGAACACAUGAAUGCCGACUGGUGGCGUGGUCGUAAUGAGCGCACCAACCUUGAGGGUAUCUUCCCUCGGAGCUACGUGAACGUGCUGAAUGACAAGGCCGUUUCGUCUCCUCCCCCGACAAACUAUGGAAACAUGCCGCUGGAAGUCAGCCAGAGUGGCUCGGCGCCUCCGGGUGAAGAGGGCAAGAAGUCCAAGUUUGAGGAGCAGGGCAAGAAGUUUGGCAAGAAGAUGGGCAAUGCCGCUAUCUUCGGUGCCGGUGCUACCGUCGGUUCGAACAUUGUCAACAGCAUCUUUUAGAUGCGUGGCUAGUCGAACUCUAUUCGCUUUUUAGUUCUUAUUCAAGUGCAGGCCGGAGAGGCGCCCUUUGAUGUUUCUUUCGCACACCCUCAUUUGCUCAUGGGAAAGGCGUUGGUGGUUGAUUUCAUCAUUAUUCGGCAAAACCAUUGAGUUCGGAUUAGUUGGGAUAGCGCGUCGCAGACUACUUGGGUUAAUGGUGAAAUUAUUCUAGUCAUAGAAGUA